This is a messenger RNA of Camponotus floridanus (Florida carpenter ant), 1300 nucleotides long. RefSeq names its product E3 ubiquitin-protein ligase SIAH1B-like. Gene Ontology annotation, cellular component: cytoplasm. The transcript is spliced from 5 exons. Lineage: Eukaryota; Metazoa; Arthropoda; Insecta; Hymenoptera; Formicidae. The coding region runs from base 247 to 1203 and encodes 318 amino acids. The record is from RefSeq and is a predicted model, not a curated record. Gene Ontology annotation, molecular function: ubiquitin protein ligase activity.
AUUCAAGUCUUGUGAAAUGAUAUGCUUAAAAUUAGCCUUAAUUUUUGCUCGUAUUUAAAAACCUGCCCAGUUUUAUUCAAUUGUGGCAGGACAUAACUGAAAGCGACGAAAGAGAAACGGAAAAACGGGGAAUUCCACAAAAGAAUAGAUAAUAAUUUUACGCAACGAGUAUUGCCGGUCGUAUUACGUGUCCGAAGUAACGUUUUAUUUUUGUAUCUGUCACUCGAAACUGAUAAUUUAAUCACGAUGGUAGAAGAAAUUCGUAUUAUGUGGUGUGAUGCUUUGGAGGAGUUGCUGCAAUGUCCUGUAUGCUUAGAUAUAUCACAGGGUAUACAAGUUCAGUGUACAAACGGACAUCACAUAUGUAAUCAGUGCAGGUUACAGCUGCAAGUAUGUCCUGUUUGUAAAUCUUCCUUUAUCGCUACAAGAAAUUUAGUAGUGGAACAACUGUCGGCUAAAUUGCAUGACAUUAAGCUGUCAUUAUUGCAUCCGUAUCAUGCACUGAAUAGAAGAAUCUUGCAUAAUAAAGUAUGUGUGGCUACUCAAACCGAGGUUUGCAUGCCUUCUACAUCCUCUGCUUGUCAAACUGAGCCUGUAAAUCAAGCUAGACACAUUAAUCCAAGAAAUGAACAAAAGCCAUUGAUAAAUUUAGCACCUAGAGUAGGAAAAGGAGUAUUUCCAUGUCGGAUCGGUUCCUGCACAGUUGAAUUACCACAUGGAAGAAUAAUUGGUCAUUUAAGAUAUCAUCAUAAAGAUGUGUUUUAUGAGUUUAUCACAAGGGAUACUGUAUUUAAGAAAAAAUGGAGCUUAGAAUAUAUUUUGAAUCGGGAUUAUGAUUUUGCUUUCCAUAUCAAAGAAAUGGGUCUCUUUUUUCUAAAUGUCACUAUAGAUCACAAGGGUGAUCUAAUAGCUUUUGUACAAAUUGUUAAUUGUAUGGCUGUGAGCAAACAGUUUGUUUAUACAUUUGAGGCAGUUGGGACAUAUAUUGCCUCUUACACUGGUCAGGUAAAGUCAUGUAGAACAAGGCCGGACUGUAUCUCCAACGAUUGUCUGCGUAUACGGGAGAAUAAUAUGCGCCAUAAUAUGAUAGAUGGUAAAAACUUUUUUCAUUGCAAUCUUACGAUAAAGCGUAGAGUCGAUUAUUCUCGCGAUAGACCAAUUGCCGUCCAAAAUAACGAAAUGCAAUUAUUUGAAGACAUUUAAUUAAAGAAACAAUGAUGAUAUAUUUUUUAAAAAAUGCCAAAUACUAUGAGUCUUCAUGAUAUAUAAAGAGGUAAAAACUAAAUGUAAUGUUCAUUUA